CGUUUACUCCCAUGGACCCAUGGGCCAUUCAAACCGCUUCUCUCGAAAGUUUCAACCUGGCUCUAUCUUCGGUAUACCAUGACAAGGGGAACUUACAACCGUAACCAUAGCUAGCUAGACCAUCAUUAUCGUCACCAUGGAACGACCCUUUUGUGCUUUUUGCUACGCUUCAUCAGACAAGCUGCUCAAGUGUGGCCAGUGCCUGCAGAGAUUGUACUGCUCCGCAGAGUGUCAGCGCAAUGAUUGGAAAACCAAACCAGGAGGUGGUUGCCACAAACUCUACUGUGGCAUUGCGGGAGAAAUCAAUGUGGACUACGAAAUCAAAGACACUGGAAAAGAUGGAGUUGGAGUGGGGGUCUUUGCGCUUCGAGAGUUUGACAAAAAUGACAUGAUCCUUACAGAACGGCCCAUUCUCAAGGUUGUCGAGCGCCAACUCGUCUCUCACAAUAUCAAUGAGAUUCCCAAAACGGCAGCUCCCCUCUUUGAAUCUCUCCUGCCUGUAGAUGGUAGAUUCCAGCAAAAGUGGGAUAAGAACGCCAUGGAUUGCACCGGUGAGGAGGAUGCCAAGAAAGAGUCGGGGCUCUUCCUCGUACUCUCACGCAUCAAUCAUGAUUGUCUUGGCAAUGCUGAUCAUCAGUACUUGGCACAUCGAGGAAUCAAGAUUCUUGUUGCGGCCAAACAUAUCCCAAAGGGACAUGAAAUCACCAUUUCCUACUUGGGAUCCUUCAAACCCAAACACGAACGCAACAUUCGAUUGCUCAGUUAUCCCUUCCAUUUCAUAUGCCGUUGUGAUGUCUGCACCAAUGACGAACUCGACCAAAAGUUGGCGCGGACCAAGGACUUGGAUCGAGCGAUUCUCACGCUCGGUGCUAAAGGAAAGAUUGAAGUGGCCAUGCGCAAGGGACGAGCACUACUAUCCCUCUACGAGCAACUACAACAAUCGACGUGGCUCUACCAACGGACCUAUUAUGACUUAUUCCAAGUCGCCAUUACCAAGAAAAAGUACUACAAGGAUGCCAUGCACUUUAUGGAAAAGGCCCAUGAAGCCGCCUUGGCGUACACGCAAGAUCCACAGCACCCACAAGUUCUCAGGUUGCAGGAACUAUUGAUCUCGCCCGAGACGCAUCGCAACUAUCGCAUCAUCGGAUAGACAUUGGACCGCGCUUGCGUGGUUGCAAUAAUGCGAGAACGGUACUGUAUCACCAAUGUAUUUCGUUGACCCAUACAUCUGCCGUUGUAAAGAAAGAGAACCUAGCAUGGCUUACAUUAACUACAUAUAGCUACAUCCUCCG
Seminavis robusta is the source of this 1292-nucleotide messenger RNA. The record is from the annotation of a GenBank genome assembly. NCBI's taxonomy places the organism in Eukaryota, Bacillariophyta, Bacillariophyceae, Naviculales, Naviculaceae.